Molecule: messenger RNA, 5855 nt
Organism: Hylaeus volcanicus
Lineage: Eukaryota; Metazoa; Arthropoda; Insecta; Hymenoptera; Colletidae
Gene: AP-1gamma
Product: AP-1 complex subunit gamma-1
Exons: 16
Coding region: 743-3346 (867 amino acids)
Biological process (GO): intracellular protein transport; receptor-mediated endocytosis; Golgi to vacuole transport
Cellular component (GO): membrane coat; Golgi apparatus; AP-1 adaptor complex
Molecular function (GO): clathrin-cargo adaptor activity
Source: RefSeq, a predicted model, not a curated record
AUGUGUAGCCAUCUUGACUUUUGGUGCGCGAAUCCGCGGACUAUUGAGGAGUGUGUCGCGCGAUAGGCUAGUCGACUGUGAACAGUUUAACUAUGCCUAUGGUUUUUUCUCAAGUUGAUUAGCCCUUCGUUGUGAAUCAAAGUUUUGCACGGUACGUAUUGUCGAUCAUAUGAAAAUCAAGCCUUGGAAGAGAGUUCCCGGAAUGCAACGUGUAUAUACAAACCAAUACAGGCUGAUAUACCCAGGCGCUGGAUAGAGACUAUGCAAAAGUGAGUGAGGGCGCACGACUCGCGCCCUGGGAGGCGAGGCAUUUCUCGCCGUAUUUGUCAUAUACGACUGCGUGUAAAAGGUGGGCGACACGACAACGGUGUACACGAGACGCGCCUUCGCGUGUCGUCCCAUACGUACGUCCUUAAACGUCUCUUGAUUUUCGGGGCUCGAGAGUUUCCUGAAAAACGACGACCUUGACUUUUGGUACUGUUUGACAGCUACAAACUAACCCUUGGUUCGAUGCCCUUCAGUGCGGACGAAUCCUUUAUAUAACCGGUUUACACAUUUUACAAUAUGCUGCCGAUUUCUACGAGCGUGCGGCCGCGACGCGUUUUUAUAACACGUGAAUUCGUGAUCGAAUGACAUUAAAAAAAAGAACUAGGAAGCAAACAGUCUAUGUUCUGUAUUCAUCUACGCUACGUUCAUAUUACCGAAGCUUAUCACGUACAAUUGAAAACUACGCUGAGAAACCAUGAAUGCUUCAGAACAUGGGUUUAACCCAGCCUUUAACAUGGCCUCCAUAAAACAAGCUUUUAAUGAAGCAGUGGAAAGAGUUUCAACAGUUAGAAUGCCUGCUCCAACACGAUUGAGGGAUCUCAUCAGACAAAUAAGGGCUGCACGGACAGCAGCAGAAGAAAGGACAGUUGUUAAUAAAGAAUGUGCAUAUAUCCGCUCAACAUUUAGAGAAGAAGACAGUGUAUGGAGAUGUCGCAAUAUUGCAAAGCUCUUGUAUAUUCAUAUGCUUGGAUAUCCAGCCCAUUUUGGCCAACUAGAAUGUUUAAAACUCAUUGCUUCUCCAAGGUUUACAGACAAACGAAUUGGUUACCUAGGUGCAAUGUUACUUUUAGAUGAACGGCAAGAUGUUCACCUUUUAAUUACAAAUUGUUUAAAAAAUGAUUUAAAUAGUUCAACACAAUUUGUUAUUGGUUUAGCAUUAUGUACUUUAGGUGCAAUUGCAUCACCAGAAAUGGCAAGAGAUUUAGCAUCUGAAGUUGAAAGGCUGAUGAAAUCGCCAAAUGCAUAUAUACGGAAAAAAGCAGCCCUUUGUGCGUUUAGAAUUAUUAGACGUGUACCAGAAUUGAUGGAAAUGUUUCUGCCUGCUACUCGCAGCUUGAUCACAGAAAAGAACCAUGGUGUAUUAAUUACAGGUGUUACACUUAUCACAGAAAUGUGUGAAAACAGUGUCGAUACAUUGAAUCAUUUUAAGAAGGAAUGCGGCCAUCGAGAGAUUGUGCCAAAUCUCGUGAGGAUUCUCAAGAAUUUGAUACUGGCUGGGUAUUCCCCAGAACACGAUGUGUCUGGAGUGUCUGAUCCUUUCCUUCAAGUGAAGAUAUUACGUCUUUUGCGAAUUUUGGGACGUAACGAUAUCGAUGCGUCCGAAGCAAUGAAUGAUAUACUUGCACAGGUUGCUACUAAUACUGAAACUAGCAAAAAUGUCGGCAACACAAUAUUAUACGAAACUGUAUUAUCUAUUAUGGACAUAAAGUCGGAAAGUGGACUUAGAGUGCUGGCGGUAAACAUACUAGGCCGAUUUUUAUUAAACAAUGAUAAAAAUAUCCGAUAUGUUGCUUUGAACACAUUACUGAAGACAGUUUAUGUAGACACAAGUGCAGUACAAAGACAUCGUUCAACGAUCCUGGAAUGUCUGAAAGAUCCAGAUGUGUCGAUUAGAAGACGAGCAAUGGAACUCAGUUUUGCACUAGUAAAUUCUAAUAAUAUUAGAAACAUGAUGAAGGAAUUAUUACUUUUCUUGGAACGCGCUGAUCCAGAAUUUAAAGCUCAAUGCAGCAGCAAUAUAGUAAUGUCUGCAGAGAGAUUCGCGCCAAACAAACGUUGGCAUCUCGAAACAUUAUUUAAAGUUCUUGUUGCUGCUGGUAAUUAUGUCCGAGAUGAUGUAGUAGCAUGUACUAUCCAGUUAAUUUCGGAAACACAGUCACAGCAAGGUUAUGCUGUUACUGCGCUGUGGAAAGCACUAGAAAAAGAUACAUUUGAUAAACAACCUUUGGCCCAAGUAGCAACAUGGUGUAUUGGCGAAUAUGGAGACUUGUUAUUGUAUGCACCACCAUCAGAAGAUAUAGAUGCUCCAGUCAAUCUGACAGAAGAUGAAGUUAUCGAUGUCUAUCAGAGGUUAUUAUGGAGUCCACAGAAUACAGUUGUUACAAAACAGUAUACCUUGUUGUCUCUCACAAAACUUAGUACAAGAUUCCAAAAAGGAAACGAAAAAAUUCGUCAAAUAAUUGAUACGUUUGGGAGCAAUUUACAUAUUGAAUUGCAGCAACGAGGUAUUGAGUUUUCACAGUUGUUCAGAAAAUAUGAUCACUUACGACCCGCAUUGCUCGAAAGAAUGCCUCCUAUGGAAACAGCGAGACCACAGGCUAAUGGCAUUAUUGGUUUGGUAAAUGGUGAACCAGAACCAGAAGAAGAAAAAUCAACAAUUCUGGAAGCGAGUACACCGCCAUCUGAUUCAAGUGCACUUCUAGAUUUGCUUGGAACUACAGACUUAGGAAUGACUUCUACAGUACCAAAUAAAAACCCACCCACUAAUUCGACGGCUGUAGUAAACAAUAAUGACCUCUUGGAUUUACUUGGUAGUUUGGAUUUAAGUGCACCUACGUCUACAUCUCCACUGCCACAGACACAAACGCCAACACAAGUAUUCAGUCCUACUAACACAACCAACUUUUUAGUGGACAGUUUACUUAAUUCAUCAUCAAUUCAAAAUGACACACCUACCAUGGUUGUAUUAGACAAAGCAGGACUUAAAAUAACCUUCAAAUUAGAAAGAGCACCAGAUAUUACUGAUCUAUUAAUUAUACAUAUGUCAGCUCAGAAUUCUGGGAGUGUUAUAUUAACUGAUUUUCUGUUUCAAGCGGCAGUUCCUAAGACAUUCCAACUACAAAUGUUGUCUCCGUCGAGCACAGUCAUUCCUCCUUCCGGACAAGUUACACAAACACUGAAAAUUGCAAAUAUGAACAAAGUACCUCUAAGAAUGAGAUUACGUAUCUCAUAUACUGGACCAGCAGGACCAAUCUUGGAACAAGCUGAAGUAAAUAAUUUUCCUCCCUUAUCGCAGUGACAACAUAUAUUAUGGAAGACAAUUGUACAUAUGCCUGUCUAAAUAAGUAAUUGAGUCUGAAAUAGACUGAAACCCAAUCUCAUGUUUUCAUCGGGUAAAAAGAAACAUAUUGGUAGAAACACAUUUAAGAUAAAUCUUUCUGAUUGAUUAAACCGAUAUUUCUUCAUACAUAGCACGAAUUUGAUAAGGUACAAGUUCGUAACGAAUUUUAAUGUUUUUUUAAACAUUCAUAAAGGUACUUUUCUGCUCACGAGCCAUAUUUUAAACUUGUGAAACAUACAAACAUAUAUCAAUUUCUCAUAUGUACAAUUUGUGUAAGUAUGUUUCAGUGUGGAAAGUAUUUUAAUAUUUUUUCUAGACACAAUAGGAUGAUGAAAUAUUUUUUGAAUUUUUAGACAACAGCGCAAUACAUACUUAUUUUUUGUAUUUUUAAACAAAUAUUGUUGGCGAAUUGGUUGAUCGUAUCAUUGAUUAUACAGGGUGUCUACGCUAAAGUGUAACAGUCGGGAUAUUUCAAUAACUAUUAAUGAUACGAAAAAAUUUAAAAGAUAUGAUUUAUUUUAUUAUAUAUAUAUGCGAUAGUGCUUUCCAAUACGAAUUUAUUAAACUUUAUUGUGUUCACCCGAUUUUUAUUAGUUUUCAAGAUAUGACUCUUAGAAAUUUACUAAUUUUCUGCGGUGACAUCUUGGCUUGAGUGGUAAGUUAUAAAAGCGGUCCUAUUGUUGCGGUGUUUGACUCUGGUUGUUGAAACCGAUAGCAAGAGUCUACGUCCGGAACGGCAGGUCUGAAGAGUAAGAAACAUGAAAAAUAUUGUCCAUCGCGGUCUACGUUUGAGGAUGAGGUAAACUUAAAAAUUGGAUGAAUACAUUAAAGUUUAAUAAAUUCGUAUUGGAAAGCACUAUCGCAUGACCCAACAAAAAAUAAAUCAUAUCUUUUAAAUUAAUAACAUAAAAUAAUUUUAAUUUGCGCCACAAUAGAGAUCCCAUUUUAUCCUGCAAUUUACAUGUAAACAAUUUUUUAUAUCAUCAAUAGUUAUUGAAAUAUCGCGACUGUCACACUUUAGCGUGGACAUCCUGUAUAAGUACGUAAAUAAUUUAAAUUAACGCUUGUUGAGCAGAUGGUAUGAUAUUCAUUUUGAAGUCUUUCAGAAUUAGUAGAAUUUAUUACUAGAAUGAAGUUGACAAAUUUCAAUGCAAAGAAAGGAAUGUAAAAUUUCUCUUGUACUAUGCUGCAUGCAUGUGAGACAUAUAAAUAUUUUCUCUAAUUGAAUAUAGAAACAUAGAACAAUAAUAUUAUAUGCAACACUUAUUUGAUCUGUUGAAUUUGUAAUCUUUCGAGCUCCUGAUUUAGCGUACCAUUUCUUGUGUAGGAUAGUUCAAAAAGUGAAUAUAAAAGAUAUACAGGACAGAGAAUAUUAAAUUCAGAGUUUAUGAAAUUGCUCGAAUAUGUUGAUGAAAGGCGUUUGCCACUAAAAUGUUGCUGCCCAAUUCAACGACAAGCACUUAAAUCUUGCAGUAAUAAUUGAUCUUUUCUACCUAUAUUUGUAAGUAAUAAAUGAACGCGAUUGCCUUGUAAAUACUUAAAUAAUUGCAAUGACAUUGAAGUGACUUAAUUCAUAUGAAGAGUGUAAAAUAGGGUUCUUUACUAUAUCUGUUUACGAUACAAUGUUCGUGUCAAUAAUUAGUAGAAAAACUGCUUGUUUCACAAAAAAUUGUUUUGAUCAAGAAGGGCGGAAUACAUAAAUGCAUAUACAUGUAGCAUGUACGUUUGCUAUACCCUGUAUUUACGUCUGUUGUGGAUGGUGUUUAUACAGUUUCAAAUGCAUUCUGAAUAUAUGAUGUCAUUAUAGGGCUGAAUUCUUAUUUUUUACAAGCAUAUACGUUUACUGAAUCACACAUUAAAUAAAAUUUUUCCUUUUGUCAUAAAAUAUUCUCAUAUAAAUUGUAUACAUAAGAGUACCUAAAAUCAUUAAAAUGUAAUUUUAUAUUGCAAUAUAAAAUUACUUCAAAUCAUUUUGAAUAUUUCAUUUCAACUAUUGCCAUAAAGGAUAUUAAGGAAAAAUUGCGAUUCGUUACUGUUAUUUCAUAAUAAAAAUUGAAAUUGUGAUUGAGUAACGUAUACAUUAAGAACACACAUAAAUAUUUGUCGUGAAUUGGUACGAGUUUAAAUAAAACUUACGGUACAGUAAAGUAUUUUACAUUCCUUUUUAUUAUAGGACUUAUUGGGAUAUGUAAAAUGUAAUGUUAAGUUUGAGGAAACUUCAUUGGAAUUUGUAUAAUUUAGCAAAUUUAAAGGUUGUAUGAGUAAACAACCUUCAUUUCAAAACAGUAUCAUAUCUUUUUAUACAUGUUAUAUCACAAUUUAUGUAAAGUAAAUAUUUGACAAGGAAUGUACGUUUAAAUCAUACGAAAGAUACGCAAAAAAGAUGCGUAAAAUGUAGCAAUAGCCAUCCUACUUGCAAGUAUUCUUUUCUCAGAUUUUAUGUAAAUGAAUUUAUGGUACAGUUGUA